Messenger RNA from Stylonychia lemnae, 738 nucleotides. The record is from the annotation of a GenBank genome assembly. Lineage: Eukaryota; Ciliophora; Spirotrichea; Sporadotrichida; Oxytrichidae.
AUGAUUAAGGUGAGAAUCUAGCUUAAGAGUGAGGCAAAAGCUGGAAAUUUAUCUCCUUUCAAUGUUGCCAGAGAAAUAUUCGCUAAUGAAGGAGGAAUUAAAGCUUUUUAUAGAGGUGAUUACAUUAAGGAGCAAGUAAAUGGAGGAGCCAAUAUGACUACUUUAUAAAAAACAGGCGCUUCCCUUUUUGCUGGAGCAUUUGGAUCAUUCGUUGGUAAUCCAUGUGAUCUCGUAUUAGUAAGAAUGCAAGCUGAUUCUACUCUACCAGAAGCUGAGAGAAGAAACUACAAAAAUGUCUUUGAUGCAUUCAGAAGAAUCGUUAGUGAAGAAGGAAUCACCUCUUGCUGGAAUGGUGCCAGCCCAACUAUUGCCAGAGCAAUGUCUCUUAACGUUGCAAUGCUUGUCACUUAUGAUGAGGCUAAGGAGAGAUUGACUAAAAGAUUUGGAAAAGAUGCAAAUCAAAAAGCUAUCUUAUUCGCAGCAUCUAUGCUAUCAGCUUGUGCUACCAGUACCGCUUCAUUACCAUUCGAUAAUAUAAAGACAAAACUUCAAAAAAUGAAGAGAGCUCCUGAUGGCACAUUACCUUACUCAGGGUUCCUAGAUUGUGCCUAUAAGACAGCUGCUAGAGAGGGUAUUACUGGCUUUUGGGCUGGUCUCCCAACUUACUACUUCAGAGUUGGUCCUCAUGCCAUCAUAACCUUACUAACUGCAGAGUAUUUAAGAAAGAGAAUGUUUUGA